Molecule: messenger RNA, 813 nt
Organism: Dromiciops gliroides (monito del monte)
Lineage: Eukaryota; Metazoa; Chordata; Mammalia; Microbiotheria; Microbiotheriidae
Product: zinc finger protein 239-like
Exons: 2
Coding region: 1-813 (270 amino acids)
Biological process (GO): regulation of transcription by RNA polymerase II
Molecular function (GO): RNA polymerase II cis-regulatory region sequence-specific DNA binding; DNA-binding transcription factor activity, RNA polymerase II-specific
Source: RefSeq, a predicted model, not a curated record
AUGGAGGACCUUUGCCCCUCUAAUUUGGGAGAUGCCAGAGAAUGUGAGAGCCAGAGUCAGAUGCAGGAGGAAAGGCAGGAGAGAUAUUUGAGUGAAGUGACUAAUCUUCAAGCCAUUCCUACUGAAAAAAAGCUUCUGACAUGUAAUGAAUGUGGGAAAGAAUUUCAUUAUCGCUCCAAUCUUACUGUACACCAGAGAGUUCACACUGGAGAGAAACCUUUCCGAUGUACAGACUGUGGAAAAUCCUUCAAUCACAAAUCAAACCUCACAGUACACUUGAAGAUUCAUACUGGAGAGAAACCUUUUGAAUGUAAGGAAUGUGGAAAAUCCUUCAGCCAGAGGUCACAUUUGACUUUACAUGAAAAGAUUCAUACUGGCCACAAGCCCUUUCAAUGUGAUGUAUGUGAGAAAGCAUUUUCUACGUCCACAUAUUUUAUUCAACACCAAAUGAUCCAUACUGGAGAAAAGCCUUACGUAUGUCAUGAAUGUGGGAAAGCCUUUAAUCACAGCUCGAGCCUCAUAAAACACCUGAGAAUUCACACUGGAGAGAAGCCUUAUACAUGUAAUGAAUGUGGAAAAGCCUUUAGUCAAAGCUCAAGCCUUGUAAAACACCGGAGGAUUCACACUGGAGAGAAGCCUUAUACAUGCAAUGAAUGUGGAAGAGCCUUUAAUCAAAGCUCAAACAUGUAUGUACACCAGAGAGUUCACAAAGACAAAAAUCUUCUCGAUCCCUAUAUAUGUUUCUUCUCUCCCCUCAAACCUCGGGCCCUCUGCACCCCUGUACACACCAAGCUCAUCCGCUGGCCACACUAG